AUGAUUAGUCAUUUCAUUCGAUUGUUGGUGAUAUGCACCAUAUUUUUCACGGCAACCGCCCAAGAACGGUGGUCUUGGUCGGGCGGUGGAGACGGCGAACGGCACAAUGAUGUGAAAAGCAAUACUGACCGAUUUAAUGUACGUAGCGAUGUGUUAGAGUUUCAGGGUGUAGGAUCUAAAGCUCCAACAUCUAAUGGCAAAAGAAAUUCAUUUUCAGAAAGACAAAGUCGAUAUGAAGUGAAGGAAACCACCACCAAACGACCAUCAUUCUCGAGGCCCCAGAAUGAUGAAUUUUCCGGAGAAUUUGGAGAAGGAAAUCAAUCGAAUGAUUUUGGGUUCAAUCAAAAGUUUGGCGGUGGGGGACUUAUUAACGGGCAGUUUGGACCGAACCCGUACGGCAUUAACCCUGGACUACAGGGUGCGGGCGGUUUCCCGUAUCAUGGUGGGAACGCACUGGGCGGUGGAUACUAUCCCGGUCAACAGCACUUCGGCGGUGGAUACGGUGGUCUGGGCCAAGGAGCCGGUGGUAAUGGAAUUCUCGUGGGCCCCGGGGGUCCAACCGGUAUCAUCGGACGUCCCUAUAACCGGUUUCCGUACGGCGGGCACGGAUACUAUCCCGGUGGGAAUGUACAGCAUCCCUAUGGUGGAGGUUUCGGAAAUCCGCUAUUCAAUGGACAUCCGGGUGGAGUUUUCUCGCCCGGUGGUUAUCCCUCGGGAGGCUACUUUCCGCAACCUUUCGGACCAGGUGGGAUAGGACCAAGACCGUUCGGUCCAUUCCCGGGUGGAUCUCAAUUUGGUCCACAGUUCGACCAAACCCGUCAGGCAACCAAGAAGGUGGAAAAGAAAUCGAUCUAGAAGAGCAACGUGAAGCACCACUUCAGCGCCACUGGGAUUGUAUUGCAGAGAAGUUCGUUGUUUCGUUGUAGCAAAAGUCCAAGGCGUUUGAGAGUGUUUUUUUGUUUUGUUGUUAGCUUUCCUACGCAAGUAUUGUUACUUACCGAUUGUUGUUAUGACGAUGAUGGAA
This is a messenger RNA of Anopheles moucheti, 1024 nucleotides long. RefSeq lists its product as uncharacterized. The coding region runs from base 1 to 855 and encodes 284 amino acids. The record is from RefSeq and is a predicted model, not a curated record. Lineage: Eukaryota; Metazoa; Arthropoda; Insecta; Diptera; Culicidae. The transcript is spliced from 4 exons.